AUGGCCGACUCACUUACUGAAGAGCAAGUCUCCGAGUUCAAGGAGGCCUUCUCUCUCUUUGACAAGGAUGGCGAUGGCCAGAUUACCACCAAGGAGCUCGGUACCGUUAUGCGCUCUCUCGGCCAGAACCCCUCCGAGUCUGAGCUUCAGGACAUGAUCAACGAGGUUGACGCCGACAACAACGGCACCAUCGACUUUCCUGAGUUCCUCACCAUGAUGGCGCGCAAGAUGAAGGAUACCGACUCCGAGGAGGAGAUCCGUGAGGCUUUCAAGGUGUUCGAUCGUGACAACAACGGUUUCAUUUCUGCUGCUGAGCUUCGACAUGUCAUGACCUCCAUUGGUGAGAAGCUCACUGAUGAUGAGGUUGAUGAGAUGAUCCGAGAGGCUGACCAGGACGGCGAUGGCCGAAUCGACUACAACGAGUUCGUCCAGCUCAUGAUGCAAAAAUAA
Fusarium tjaetaba is the source of this 450-nucleotide messenger RNA. Its product is annotated as Recoverin. The transcript is spliced from 6 exons. Lineage: Eukaryota; Fungi; Ascomycota; Sordariomycetes; Hypocreales; Nectriaceae. Gene Ontology annotation, cellular component: central plaque of spindle pole body. Bases 1 to 450 code for a protein of 149 amino acids. Gene Ontology annotation, biological process: spindle pole body organization. Gene Ontology annotation, molecular function: enzyme regulator activity; calcium ion binding. The record is from RefSeq and is a predicted model, not a curated record.